UACCAUGUACAGAUACCAGACUUUAUUCUCUUAUUGUUUCCCCUUUCUUAUUCCGAGAUUGUAUGUUUGACAUUGUCUCGUCGUUAUCAUCGACAGAAAUUGCAGAUGGUCAUCAAUUGCAUGCCUCCAGGCCUUCACACCGUAGCUCUAGUAGGAUUUUCGCCUAUUAUACUUUCAUACCUCUUUACUUCCACAUCUCCGGGUCAAAGCAUACUGCGACGGGUUCCAGCAACAGAACUAAGUAAGAACCCAGGAAAAAAAAAUAAACAAUUAGAAACUCGAAACCCAAUUCAAACAAGAGAAGAAACAUUAUGCUAAUGGUAUAUCCACACACAAGAGAGAAAGAUAAUGCCAAACGACUUCUAUUUC
Molecule: messenger RNA, 369 nt
Organism: Aspergillus aculeatinus CBS 121060
Lineage: Eukaryota; Fungi; Ascomycota; Eurotiomycetes; Eurotiales; Aspergillaceae
Exons: 1
Coding region: 106-318 (70 amino acids)
Source: RefSeq, a predicted model, not a curated record